Messenger RNA from Alligator sinensis (Chinese alligator), 2343 nucleotides. RefSeq names its product dedicator of cytokinesis protein 6-like. The coding region runs from base 1 to 2343 and encodes 780 amino acids. Lineage: Eukaryota; Metazoa; Chordata; Crocodylia; Alligatoridae. The transcript is spliced from 19 exons. Gene Ontology annotation, molecular function: guanyl-nucleotide exchange factor activity. The record is from RefSeq and is a predicted model, not a curated record. Gene Ontology annotation, biological process: small GTPase-mediated signal transduction; positive regulation of GTPase activity. Gene Ontology annotation, cellular component: cytosol.
AUGCUGCCGCCGGCACUGGGCGACAGCCACCAUCUUCUCUUCUCCUUCCACCAUGUGGCCUGCCAGCCCCGCCCACACACCCUGCCUGACGCCCCCGUUGGCUACACGUGGGUGCCUCUGAUGCAGCAUGGGCAGCUGCGCACGGGACCCCUGUGCCUGCCUGUCUCUGUGGACAAGCCUCCCCCCAGCUACUCUGUCCUCACCCCUGACGUGAGGGGAUGUUGGUGGGUGGACAACCACAAGGGCGUGUUCCAUGUGGAGCUGCGGGCCGUCUCCUCUGUGCACACACAGGACCCAGCACUGGAGCGGUUCCUGGCACUGGGGAGGGCGUUGGAGGUGGGGCCAUGUGGGGGGCGGGGGGCGGCAGUGCUGGAGGCAGAGCUGCGGGCCAGUCUGGGCGGGUUGCGGGGGGCCCAGCCCCAGCCCCUCGUUGCCUUCAGCCACCAGCUGCUUGAUCGGCUCCUGCGCCUCCUCGCCCGUCCUCCUCUUAUCAACGGCCAGACCGUGAAUGUGGGCCGGGCAGCCUUCGAGACCCUGGCCGUCUUGGCCAACCAGAUUGAUCGCAGCUUGGAGGGCAGCCGGGACACCCACGGCCACUGCCCCGUGCUGGCUGCCUACGUGCACUUUGCCUUCCGCCUGCCCGGGACAGAACGCGAGGCCAACGCCCCAGACCAGGACCCCCUCCAUCCCCCCACUGGCCUUCCCCUAUCCCGUGCCAAGAGCAUCAGCUGUAGCAACCCCGACCUGGCCAGCAACCCCUGCUGCCCCGACCAGGAGGUACAGCACAUCCUGGGCACCAAGUGGGAUGCCUACGCCCCUGGGGGCACCAAGGCUGUGCUCCGUCGCCCCCCACCCCCUGCUGGCCCCGACCCCAAGCAGCUGGUGCAUGAGGAGCUGGCGCUGCAGUGGGUGGUGAGUGCGAGCGUUGUGCGAGAGGCUGCCCUAUGCCAGGCCUGGUUCUUUUUCCAGCUCAUGACCAAGAGCCUGGCACUGCACUUGCACCGAGCCGGGCGGCUGGAGGCUCCGCGGCGCUUGCGCCUGCCCCAGCGCUUUGCUGAUGAUGUGGCUGCCCUGGUUUGUGCCCUCAGCACCGAGGUUGCUGCCCGCUGCCACCAGGACAUGGAGCUGGCGGAGCGCCUCAACACCAGCCUGGGCUGCUUCCUGGCUGACCUGCUGUCACUCAUGGACCGUGGCUUUGUGCUGGGCCUUGUCCGUGCCUACUAUAAACAGGUGGGGGCACGGCUGGCAACUGCCCCGAAUCCAUCGGUGCUGCUGGGGCUGCGGCUGGAUCUGCUGCGCAUCGUCUCCAGCCACGAGCACUACGUCCCCCUCAACCUGCCCCUGGGCAGCCUCUCGCCCCCUGCCUCGCCCUCACCCUCGGUCUCCUCCCAGGGCUCGGCCUUUUCCAGUCAGGCACCAGAGCAGCGCUGGGCCCACAUGCUGGAGUUGUCAGGGCCCUUCCGACGGCAGCACUUCCUGGUGGGGCUGCUGCUGUCCGAGCUGGCUCUGAUCCUGGAAGCCGAUGGGGACGAUGCUUCGGCCCUGCAGAAGAAGGCUAUAGGGGCCCUGCACAACCUGCUAUGCAGCCAUGAAGCUGACCCUCGCUUGGCUACGCCUGCUGCCUGUGCCCUUGUGGCCCGUCUCUACCUGCCACUCAUCACCAUCGUCAUGGAUGUGCUGCCUCAGCUGCAUGAUUUCAGUGAGACUCACAGACCGCGUGGGCGCCUGGUCCCGUCCAUGCUGGGGGAUGACGGUGAUGGAGAUGGUAGCACCAUCAGCCCUUCAGUGGCGAUGGCCAUUGCGGGGUCGCCCUUGCCACCUGUGCCCUGCCCUUGCCCCUCCCCGGGGCCGGCAGUUGGCCGUCCAGGUGGAGAGCGCGGGCACCGCUUGCCCCUAGCCCAGUCACUGGACAUGCGGGCACGGCUGGAGGAGGCCAUCCUGGGCACUGUGGGCGCCCGCCGGGACAUGGUGCGCCGCACUUCUGGUCUGGCCCCCCCACCCCAUAACACUGUCCCUCCAGAGCGCAGCCCCUUGGGGCCACAUGAGAACGUGCGAUGGAGGAAGAGCCUGACACACUGGAGACCUAGCACCGAGAGGCCUGAUAAGACCAAGGAGGAGGUGGAGCAGGAGGUGCUGGUCGAGGGGAACCUGGUGACUGAGGCCAACCUGGUGGUGCUGGACACGCUGGAGAUUAUCGCCCAGACGCUGCCACUGGCCGAGGCCCGGGACAGCCUGCUGGGGGCACUGCUGCGGGUGCUGCUGCACAGCAUGGCCUGUGCACCCAGUGCCCUCUACCUGCAGCACAGCCUGGCCACCCAGCGUGCCCUGGAGGGCUGCACGUAA